CCGGAUGAAGCUGCCGUUGGGGUGAGAGGGCCACUGAGGCUGGUCGGAUUUUAAUUUAGCGGCGAGGGGGUCGGAGCGGAUUGAAGCCCCUCUGGAUUAAUGUCGACAGGGCAGCGCGGUGCUUCCAGCAGGGCUACGACGAGCGAACCGUCCGCGGCGAGCGGAGACUCCGGCUAACAGCUGCUGCUAACGGGGUCCAACUGUUAGCGAAGUACCGCGGAGCACGGAGCCAGCUUCUCCGGCUAAUAGCCUCACCACACGGCGGAGUUUGCAGCUCGCAUCGUCUGCUCGGGGCUCCAGUUUAACACAACACCUGGUGGAUGAAUGAUGUCUGCCGCCAGUAUUGAUCCUCAGACAUCUAAAGGACAAGAUGCAAGCAAAGCCUUUCCAGUUUCAGUCCAGAAUGGCUCCCUCCACCAGAAGGACACAGUCCAUGACAAUGACUUUGAGCCCUAUCUCACUGGCCAGUCCAGCCAGAAUAACAGCUAUCAAUCCAUGACAGACCCCUACCUGUCCAGUUACUAUGCCCCCUCUAUUGGAUUCCCAUACCCUCUCAGUGAGGCUCCAUGGUCAACAGGAGGUGAUCCACCCAUUCCCUACCUGACGCCCUAUGCCCCCCUCAGCAAUGGAGACCACCACUUCAUGCCUGACACAGUGUUUGGGCAGCCCGGUGGGCUCAGCAGCAGCAUCUACCCCCACAGGUUUAACUUUUUCCCAGAGAACCCGGCGUUCUCAGCAUGGGGCACCAGUGGCUCUCAGGGCCAGCAGACUCAGAGCUCGGCUUACGGCGGGAGCUACAGCUACCCCCCGAGCUCCCUCGGAGGCACCUUAGUCCCUGAUGGACAGACAGGUUUCCAUAGCGACACCCUCAGCAAAGCCCCAGGUAUGAACAGCCUAGAACAGGGCAUGCUGGGCCUAAAAAUAGGCGGGGAUGUGACGGGAAGCGGCUCCGGCGUGAAGAGUGCGGGCUCUGUGAUUGGUGGCGGUGGCAGCGUGGCUCCGGCCGUUGCCACGGGCAACGGCGGCACACCGAUCGGGAUGCCCCCUCCAAAACCGACGUCGUGGGCUGCGAUCGCCAGCAAACCUGCCAAGCCGCAACAACAAAAGACCAAGAACAAGCCCGGCCCCCCGAUGGCCGGAGGAGCGCUGCCUCCUCCGCCCAUCAAACACAGCAUCGACAUCGACACGUGGGACAACAAAGUGACUGCCAAGAUGGCCCCGCCCCUGCCCCAUCACCACCACCACCACCACCAGCAGCACCAGCCGCAGCUCCACUCCCACGCUCCCAGCCUCCUGCCCCCCCUGCAGCAGUCCCUGCAGUCGGCCCAGUCCCUGGUGCAGCAGAUGACCAUGCAGGGUCCGCCGCCGCCCCCGCAGUCGUACCAGAACCACAACUCUGCCCCGACGCCCCAGACCCGAUGGGUGGCCCCACGCAACCGCAACUUCUGCUAUGGCGGCGGGAGCCUGGACAGCAGCGGCUCCUCCAGCGGCGGCGGCGUGGGGAACGGAGGGCUGGGGUGCGGCGGCGUGCCCCUGGAGCCCGGGUCGGAGUCCCACCCCGUGCUGGAGAAGCUGCGAGCGGCCCACAGCUACAACCCCAGGGAGUUCGACUGGAACCUGAAGAACGGGCGAGUGUUCAUCAUCAAGAGCUACUCGGAGGACGACAUCCACCGCUCCAUCAAGUACUCCAUCUGGUGCAGCACAGAGCACGGCAACAAGCGCCUGGACUCGGCCUACAGAGCCAUGAACUCUAAGGGUCCCGUCUACUUGUUGUUCAGCGUCAACGGCAGCGGCCAUUUCUGCGGCGUGGCGGAGAUGCGCUCGCCGGUGGACUACGGCACCAGCGCCGGCGUGUGGGCGCAGGACAAGUGGAAGGGCAAGUUUGACGUGAACUGGUUGUUUGUAAAAGACGUGCCUAAUAGCCAGCUGCGCCACAUCCGCCUGGAAAACAACGACAACAAGCCAGUCACCAACUCGCGCGACACCCAGGAGGUUCCUCUGGAGAAGGCCAAGCAGGUGCUCAAGAUCAUCGCCCAGUACAAACACACCACCUCCAUCUUUGACGACUUUUCCCACUACGAGAAGAAGCAGGAGGAAGAGGAGGUGGUGAAAAAGAGCUAUGAGCCUGCCUCAAUACAGAGUCGUUCCCGAAUUGAUCAGGACCGUCAGAAGUAGACUGUUGAAGACCUCUUCAGUGGCUGUGUUUGGACGGACAUGCUGAAAUCCAGAUUCAAAAGGAAAACACACGGACUGAAGCUGAAACAGAGCUGAAACUAAUAUUUUUUUCUAUUUAAUUUUGUCGACUUGGCCCAUGUCAAACUGUCGAGCCGCCCCGGCUCCCGGUUCCCCAAUCUUUGAGAUGCGUGCAGGGAUGAAGCUAGUUCCAUCAGACGAAUCGCUUCAAUAAUAAUCUAUUUUCUUGUUUUUUCUGUAUUUUUUAGCCUUAUAAAUCUCUAUCACCACCCUGGGACUUGUUAAAUUCUUGACUUAAUAUAAAUAUCUGCACGUCUGUUUGGAAAAAUCUCUUGACAACAUGCUGCUGAUAUUCAGUGACUGUUCACUUUGUGGUUUGUGUGUUGGAGAAAUGUUAAGUGCUUGUAUUGGUUAAUCUUAAAUGAGUGAACUACACUUUAUUGACAAAUGUCUGCUAUCUGUGUGUGGCCAGUUGUAUUUUAUAUUAUCAGAAGACAAAAAACAACUUCUGUGGAUGCCCCCUGUUUUCUGUUCCGUGCGAGGGGAGGACUGAAGGUUUCUGUAUGCAUAGACAUAAUCGUGAAAGGUCGUGACGUUAGGAAAGGUAAAUGUUAGAAAAAUCUUUUUUGAGUAACGUAUCACCUGGCAUACAGCUGAUAUAAAGUUAUCAUAAUGUUGAGAAAAUGUGGGGGUUUUUUUGUCUCUCCAGAGUGGAGCCUUAACGUUGAUUUUCAAGUAGUGUUGUUAAAAUAUUAGUUUUUAUUUUAUUUUAUUUUCAGUACUGUAACUGGUGAUUUUACAGCUAGAGUUUCAGGGAAAAUCUGAUUAGAGACUAAAUACUCUAAAAGGUGCCCACUUCUGUUAUUUAAAGGAUGGAAAUUACAAAAAAAAAAAAACAACAACAACAGAAUCAUUCAGGUUUUAUCAACACAAAAUCUGCUUUGUGGCCCUUUUGUCCUGAAGAUGUUUCCCUCUGUUCCUUAUUACUCCAACAGGGGUCUCUGUUGUUGAAAUUCUGGAGAAGAUGUAGCAUGUACUGCUUUGAAAGCUCAAGAACUCAAGCCAGGCCUGUUGUUGAGGGGAUUGUUUCUUCUUCUUCUUUUUUUUUCUUCUUCUUCUGUUGUUUUUUUAUUUUGUUCCUUCCUAAUAUCAUUAUAAUCUCCACAUUUUCAUCGUUUUCAUUGCUAUAACCUGUCCACUUCAUCCUCAGACAAUGUAAGCUUUAACGUACUGGCAUUUCUAACUGAGAUCGCCUCAAAAUGUUUAACUGUAGCAUUAUACUUAACUGAUUUAUCGUCAAGUGUAUGAAAACCCAGAGACUAGCCUAUAUGGUAUAUGUUUGUGACUUUCUGUUUGUUUCUGUUUUUUUGUUUUUAUUGCUUGCUGUAUUGUGUGUAUGCGUGCGCCUGUGUGUGUGUGUGUGUGUGUGUGUGCGUGUGCGUGCGUGCGUGUGUGCAAGAGUGAAAGAAACUAGAGGGAGUAUGACUGUGGAGCAAUCAGAGUUAUAUAAAACGGUAUUGGAAUAUAGAAAAUUUAUGCAAAAAAAAGUUUUACGUCACCCUUGAAUUAAAUAUCCAUUGUAUCAGAGGUCACUAUCACAUUCUUAGAUUUGAUCAUGUUCAUUAUUAAAGAUAUACUUAUCUGUUCUUUGUGUUUUUCUUCUUAUGAGCAGUGUCUUUUUUUUUCUUCUUUUUUUGCCUUAUUAAUUCAGUGAUUUCUUUGCCUGAAUUUCCUGUUUGGAAAAUAAAGACAAAUAUUGU
Salarias fasciatus (jewelled blenny) is the source of this 3953-nucleotide messenger RNA. It is a transcript of the gene ythdf1, whose product is annotated as YTH N6-methyladenosine RNA binding protein F1. Lineage: Eukaryota; Metazoa; Chordata; Actinopteri; Blenniiformes; Blenniidae. The transcript has 6 exons. Gene Ontology annotation, biological process: mRNA destabilization. Bases 325 to 2175 code for a protein of 616 amino acids. Gene Ontology annotation, cellular component: cytoplasm. Gene Ontology annotation, molecular function: N6-methyladenosine-containing RNA reader activity; mRNA binding. The record is from RefSeq and is a predicted model, not a curated record.